AUGGCCAUCAGGGAGACUGACCGUCACACCAUCUAUGCGGGCAAGCCCCAGCCCUCGUCAGAUACCUCGGCCGGCCACAUCGACUCCCUCGACCCGUCCACCGGCAAGCCCAUCUGCAGGGUCUACUCGUCUCCAAAGUCCUCCAUCGACGCCGCCAUAAAGUCGGCCCAGGCGGCCUUCCCCUCAUGGGCCGCCACCCCGCCCAUUGAGCGCGCCCGGAUCCUCCAGCGCGCCGUCGCCCUCCUGCGCGAGCGCAACGACGACCUCGCCGUCAUCGAGACCCUCGACACCGGCAAGCCCUACUCCGAGACCUCGACGGUCGACAUCGUCACCGGCGCCGACGUGGUCGAGUACUUUGCCGGGCUCGUCGCCAGCGGCGGGCUCAACGGCGAGUCCUUCCGCCUGCGGCCCACGGCCUCCGUCACCACCUCCAAGGAACCCCUCGGCGUCUGCGCGGGCAUCGGCGCGUGGAACUACCCGAUCCAGAUCGCCCUGUGGAAGUCGGGCCCCUGCCUCGCCGCGGGCAACUGCAUGAUCUACAAGCCCAGCGAGUACACCCCGCUGCACGCAGAGUACCUCGCCGACAUCUACCGGCGCGCAGGCGUGCCCGACGGCGUGUUCAGCGUCGUGUACGGCGCGGGCGAGGUCGGCGGGUAUCUCACCUCGCAUCCGGCGAUCGCCAAGGUCAGCUUCACGGGCCAGGUCAGCACCGGCAAGAAGGUUGCGGGAUCGGCGGCAGGCGGCAUGAAGUACGUGACGAUGGAGCUCGGCGGCAAGAGCCCGCUCGUGGUGCUCCCCGACGCCGAGGUGGACAAGGCCGUGGACGUUGCCAUGAUGGCCAACUUCUUCAGCACCGGGCAGGUGUGCACCAACGGCACGCGGGUGUUUGUCCCGCGCGCGAUGAAGAAGGACUUUGAGCGCGUGCUGCUCGGCAAGAUGCAGCACGUCCGCGCGGGGGACCUGUUCGACAUGGCGACCAACUUUGGCCCCCUCAGCAGCCAGCCGCACCAGAGAAAAGUCCUCGAGUACAUCCGCAAGGGCAUCAACGAGGACAAGGCCACGCUGCUCGCGGGCGGCGCGGACGGCGCGCCCGAGGGUGUCCCAUCCAAGCUCCGGGGCGGGUACUGGGUCCGGCCGACCGUCUUUACCGACUGCACGGACAGCAUGGCGAUUGUCAAGGAGGAGAUCUUUGGGCCCGUCAUGUCGAUACUGUUCUACGACAGCGUCGACGAGGCCGUGACCCGCGCCAACGCGACGGAGCUGGGUCUCGCGGCGGGCGUGGUCGGGCGGGACAUUGACGCGUGCCACCAGGUGGUGCAGGGGCUCGAGGCGGGCAUCACCUGGGUCAACACGUGGGGCGAGUCGCCGGCCGAGAUGGCCGUGGGCGGGUGGAAGUCGAGCGGCCUGGGAGUGGAGAACGGGCGUAAAGGCCUGGAGGCGUGGGUGCGGAACAAGAGCACGCUGGUCGAGAUGGGCGGCGAGGUUGCGACAGUGUUUGCGAAGCUGUAG
Messenger RNA from Microdochium trichocladiopsis, 1509 nucleotides. Its product is annotated as aldehyde dehydrogenase. The record is from RefSeq and is a predicted model, not a curated record. Gene Ontology annotation, molecular function: aldehyde dehydrogenase (NAD+) activity. NCBI's taxonomy places the organism in Eukaryota, Fungi, Ascomycota, Sordariomycetes, Xylariales, Microdochiaceae. The transcript has a single exon. Bases 1 to 1509 code for a protein of 502 amino acids.